AUGUCAAAAAGCCAAGCAAAAGCUUUAGAAAUAUCACAAAAUAAUGCUCAUGAACAAAAUAUUGAGAAUGUGCUUCACAAUGAACUCUCAAACCACAGAAGAAAAGGUUUACAAUACUUAGAAGAAAGACAAUGCAAUCAAAUACAUAUUACCCAAUAUAACUCAUCUAAUGAAAAUAAGGAAGUUUUUGGAAAAGACCUCAAAACACUUAAUCAGGCUCUUAGAUUUAAGAACUGUGCUUCUUCUGAAAGAAGCAACACUAGUAAUAAUGCAAGGACAGCUCACUCUCAUUUCAAUAACAAUACAAGCUAUGGCAGACAUGGCAAUUACUAG
This is a messenger RNA of Cetraspora pellucida, 333 nucleotides long. Lineage: Eukaryota; Fungi; Glomeromycota; Glomeromycetes; Diversisporales; Gigasporaceae. The record is from the annotation of a GenBank genome assembly.